AUGGAAGGAGAUAACACUGAACAAACACCGGAUUAUACCUACCUAAUCACAAAUUUUGAAAAUCUGCCACCAUACCAAACACAAGAGGGUUUUGAGGUUACAAAUUUUGAAUUGAAAGCGUUUGUGAAUGUCGAUAGUAAAAGAGAAGCAGAUGAAUGGCUUCUAUUGCAUUGUAUCUAUAGCAAUCAAGUUAAGAAAAAGCAAGGAAACCGUGAAGUAAAACGUCCAAAUUCAUCUCGUGCUCAAAAUAUAGGUUGUACAGCAACCAUAUACCUUCGAUUAGAGCUCUGUGAAGAAUUUUUAAAAUUAUUUAAUGAUAGUCAUUCUUCGUCUUUAGCAUUACAUGUUUAUAAAGAUAAUCUUCAUCUUAAUGCUUCAGAUGAACAGGAAUUAUUGGAAACUUUAGCAGAUCGAGCUAAAAAUCCAGCAGAAUUGGUUCAAGAUUAUAAUGAUAAAGGACAAGGGAAAGCUGUUUUACAAGAAUAUGAUACACACGCUGGCAAAGCCUUUAUCCUUUGCAUUAUAACAAGUUUAAUGUGCAGAGUUCACGAAAAGGUCUUACAAGCAGGUGAAUUAUGCUAUGUAAAUGCUUUGGCAUCAUUUGAUUCUCUCAAUUCUUCGAUUAUAUUACUUUAUACAAGUUGCACAGUCAGAGCUCUUCCACUUGGCUUGUUUGUCACUUCGGACGAACUUGAAAUCACUUUAAAGAAAGCAAUGAAUCUACUUAAAACAGUUCUUCCACCAUAUGCUUUCUUCAGACGCGGACCUCAGAUUGGACUGAUGGUUUUUUUAACCAACGAUUCAAGUGCAGAGCGUAAUGCACUGGAACUAUGUUGGCCAAAAGGGAUUCACCUUUUGUGUACUUUUCAUUUUCUUCAGGCAUUUUGGAGGUGGUUAUAUGAUUCAAAACAUAAAGUUAAUAAAGAAGACCAAGUGCCUAUAAUGGAAAAAGCAAGAAAAAUUUUGUAUGCAUUAUCAGGUUCGGAAAUGAAAAUACAUUAUGAAGAAUUUAAGCAGAAAUUUUAUAAUCACCCACAACUGCGGAGUCAUUUUGAGCUUUUGUGGAAGCAUCGCCAAUUUUGGGCUUUGUCAUUUCAUUUAAACUUACCUAUGUGUGGUAAUAAUACAAAUAAUUAUAUAGAGCGAAGCUUUGGUAUAAUGAAAGAUAUUAUUUUUGCAAGUACAAAAGCUUACAACCCAAUACAAAUUUUUCAAUUUAUAAUCAUAACUAUGGAAAGGUUUUUUGAAAGGAGAGUGCUUAAAAUUGCACAUAAGCAUGUAGGACAUUUACGUAUUGCCAAACGAUUCUUGUAUCCCAAUUGGGAAACAAUAAAUAUGGAUGCAAUUCAAAAGACUUGUGUGGAUAAUGAGUUUUUGGUACUGAGUAUAAAAGAUGCAAACACUUUUUAUAUCGUAAAUAGUGAGAUUGGAGUAUGUUCUUGUCCUGUUGGAAUGACCGGUACGCCCUGUAAACAUCAAGGGGCAGUAUCAAUGAAGUAUCAUCUUUCAAAUUUUAAUUUUAUUCUGUCGUUGACGUUAAAUGAUCGUAUAACCUAUGCAUAUAUAGCACUCGCGUUACGAACUGCGCUAAACAAGUUUAAAGACCGGUAUAAUGCUGCAAAAUCAAAGUCAAUACUUCAGUUGUUUUCAUUACUUUACGAUCUCAAUCAUGAUCUAGACCCGAUAGUUCAUAUCAAAAGUAGUGCACACAUAAGGGUUCAAGUAGAAUCAAUUAAAAGACGCAAAAUGGAAGGUGGUAGUUCUAAACAAAGGUUACCUGUUCUUAUAAAUAAAGAUAAAGAAAAUUUAGAUCCUCAUGCUAUUCCUGUUCGGAAAAAGAGGAAAACAGCCAAAAAAGAGCAUAAUUUAUGCAAGAAUAUAUUGAGCAAUCGUCCAAAUUGA
Molecule: messenger RNA, 1902 nt
Organism: Funneliformis caledonium
Lineage: Eukaryota; Fungi; Glomeromycota; Glomeromycetes; Glomerales; Glomeraceae
Source: the annotation of a GenBank genome assembly